Messenger RNA from Fusarium musae, 516 nucleotides. RefSeq lists its product as uncharacterized. The transcript is spliced from 3 exons. NCBI's taxonomy places the organism in Eukaryota, Fungi, Ascomycota, Sordariomycetes, Hypocreales, Nectriaceae. The coding region runs from base 1 to 516 and encodes 171 amino acids. The record is from RefSeq and is a predicted model, not a curated record.
AUGCAGUACAAAAGCAUCCUUUCUCUUGUUGCCUCCAUCUCCCUCAUCCAAGGAUUUGUCAUUCCCGAGGGUCUGAAAGAUGGCAUUUACUCCGUCAACAAAGACAACAACGGCAAUGAGCAGAUCGAAUAUGUCUCUGGCUUUGAGCAUUCUACAAAGUCCAAGCAUCGCCGUGUUCCUCUCCCGAGCGGAGAGAUCGGUUGCACCGGCGCAGGACUGGACUACAGCGACCUAUCUGGAGCCCAGGUUCAGUUAUACAAUUACUGCGGCUCCAGCGCCACUAUGCCCUCGAAGCUCAUGGUCUUUGUCCAUGGCACAGCCAAGGCGUAUAUCUGUAACUACGCGGAUGCGGGUAAGAAUACUUGCGCUGACCACGAGGCAAAGGCGGCGUUUGCCUCGCUCUCUGGGAACUGCGGAAACCCAUCUUCGCCACUUGGCGGCUGGUAUUUCUUGAAGGAUUGGCAAAAAACUUAUGGUUAUGAUGCGGCGGGUGCUGAUGUUUGCGGUAAUCUUUAA